AUGGACCCCCCAACCCGCGACAUCCUCACCAAUCCGCCCGCCUUCCCUCCCUCCCCAGCAACAACUACCCUCUUUACAAACCCGCCCACCACGCCGAUCCAGACCAUCCAGACGUGGGAGACGCCUGAUCGCAUCCUCACAGGAAUCCACAUCACCUGGACUAAUGGGGAUAGUGCGAGGUUGGGAGUUUGUUCUGAUGCUUCUGGCCCUGGUAUUGGUAUCGGCGCUGAGUCAAGGACUGACGUUGAGAUGAUAACGACUAUCGAUCAUAAUAAUAACAGCAACUGCGAUAAGAGCAACAAAGACAACAAGGCUACAGACACAGACACAAAUCCCACGACUCCCACCCUCACCCCCACCACCACACCACCCAACAACCUCAACCCCAACACCAACAAACCCCCAAUCAUAAAAACAUUCACAUUCGACCGCCAAGAACGCAUCCAGAUCAUGUACGUCUACGUCAGCAGCACACAAGUCGACGGCUUCUGGUUCGUGACCAACAAGCAAAAGAGUUUCUUUCCGGGCCGGUCCAGCGAGAGGCGCGAGAUGAGCGAUCUAGGGAGCGGCGUGUUAGUCGGGAUCGAGGGACGGGAGAAACGUGAUGAGGAUCAGGUGGUGGGGAUUUUGGGGUUGGGGGUUAGUUUUCGGAGAUGA
Messenger RNA from Aspergillus affinis, 657 nucleotides. RefSeq lists its product as uncharacterized. The record is from RefSeq and is a predicted model, not a curated record. Lineage: Eukaryota; Fungi; Ascomycota; Eurotiomycetes; Eurotiales; Aspergillaceae. The coding region runs from base 1 to 657 and encodes 218 amino acids. The transcript has a single exon.